AUGGACGACAUUGAGCCAUUCGAAGUCCCGUACCAGGCAUUAUGGCGCAUCAAGCACAACGGCAGAGACGGGCUGGCAUUCGAGUGGCCAGAGGCGCCAAUACUCUUGCUCCUCUACUGCUGCGUCUCGGCGACUGAAUUCGAACCGGUGCAAGAAGUGGCCGUGGCAAAGGUGCCCGCAGACUGCUCCCCAGUGGGAUGGUUCUUCCACAUGGACAGAGAAGAGGUCAAGGCCGUCUGCACGAGCAUAAUGCCGCCCAAGAACGCUGAAAGAACCAGCGACUGGAUAUCAAGCGUGACGGGGUCGCUCUCAGAAAGGAGCAUGAUAUUCUGGGAGGGCGACAGCGAAGAGGAUCUCAUUGCGUUUGGGGCCCUUGAUCCGAUCGCCGUCCCGGCCAUUCCUACAGCUAAACAGGAGAGCUGCCCGCGUAAAAUGCCCGUCACGCUCGACAAGGCCGUCAGCCAGUCUACGCUCGUGGUCGUCGAAAAGAACAUUUUCUCGCUCGCGCUGCCCAAAAAACCUCCUGACGUGGUCAUGAGUAGUAGGGCUGCUUCUGCUGCUGCUGAGCCCGACAAGGAAAGCUGCUUGUUCGAUCCGUUCAUCAGCUUUGACCAGGUGGUCGCCGAGCCGGUCGGCCCAGGAAGAAAGACAGAGAAACAUGACGAAAUCACGUACAGCUCGACACCAGAGGGCUCACAGGGCUCCGAAGAUAUGGAAAUCGAGUGGUUCUAG
This is a messenger RNA of Beauveria bassiana ARSEF 2860, 732 nucleotides long. RefSeq lists its product as uncharacterized. The coding region runs from base 1 to 732 and encodes 243 amino acids. The record is from RefSeq and is a predicted model, not a curated record. NCBI's taxonomy places the organism in Eukaryota, Fungi, Ascomycota, Sordariomycetes, Hypocreales, Cordycipitaceae. The transcript has a single exon.